Molecule: messenger RNA, 1375 nt
Organism: Zea mays
Lineage: Eukaryota; Viridiplantae; Streptophyta; Magnoliopsida; Poales; Poaceae
Exons: 2
Coding region: 115-927 (270 amino acids)
Cellular component (GO): membrane
Source: RefSeq, marked predicted
UUUUCCGCCGCACGGCGUCGCCGUGGGCUCGGUCUCGCUCGCCGCUCGCCGCAUACGGCCGCAGCCAGACAGCCAACGUACUCGGGGCGGUUGCCGGGCCGGGGUCCGCGAUCGAUGGCUGCGCGGCGGAGCAGGGGCUGGGCGCGCGGCGCGGCGGCGUUCGCGGCCGUGGCGCUGGCGGUGGGCGCGGGGCGGAGGUACGGGUGGGACGGUGCCUCCGCGGUGGCGGCGUUCCGCGAGGCCCAGGGCGCGCUGGGGCACUGGGCGGCGCCGGCCUACGUGGCCGCGCACGCGCUCACGCUUGCGCUCUGUCCGCCUUACGCCAUCUUCUUCGAGGGCGGCGCCGCGCUCAUCUUCGGCUUCCUGCCAGGCGUCGCAUGCGUCUUCUCCGCCAAGGUCCUCGGGGCCUCGCUCUCCUUCUGGAUCGGCAGGGCAAUUUUCAGAUACUUCACUUCAGCAAUGGAAUGGCUACAGAGGAACAAGUACUUCCAUGUUGUGGUUAAGGGGGUUGAGCGUGACGGCUGGAAAUUUGUAUUGCUUGCUAGAUUCUCUCCUUUGCCUUCCUACAUCAUCAACUACGCGCUAUCAGCCACGGACGUUGGUUUUUUCAGAGAUUUUCUCUUUCCCACAGUUAUCGGCUGCUUACCAAUGAUACUACAGAAUGUUUCCAUCGUAAGCCUUGCUGGUGCAGCAGUGGCGUCGACCACAGGAUCAAAUAAGUCCCAUAUAUACUCUUACCUGUUUCCAGCAAUAGGCAUUGUGUCCAGUGUUCUCAUUUCAUGGAGGAUUAAGCAGUAUUCCUCAGCCCUUGCUGUUCCUGAAGAGCUGCAAAGUUCACCUACUAAUGGAGAUCACAAUGGUGACGCUAAGCUGGCUUCCGCGCCAUCUAAAAAUACCGGAUCUGGGAAAACUAGGAAGAGAAGGUAACUGACAGUAUCCCCCUGUAUUCACUAUUUAUUACAUUGUGAUACCAAGUACCAAGCAGCUACAGCCAAUGCUAGUCAAACAUUUGGAUUUCCACAUUGGUUUACCACUACAGUAAGCUGUCUUGUCUGUUCCAUGCCAUGAUCUUUUGGGGGGGUAUUUAACAGAUGCGCAGGCAGCUACCUUCUUGUUUGUCAAUUGUCAAUGAGCUUCUGUUCUUGUGGCAGAUAAUAUCAUAAAAUGUUGUAACAGAUGCGCAGGCUCACAUAGUCACAUGUUGUACACCCGAAUAACCUGGUGGUUUAGAUUUGGAUCGUCCUGAGUUCAAUUGUAUUCUGGGGAUCAAUAUUGGUUUUCCCUCCCUAAUUAUUGAACUUGACAUGUGCACGGUGUAGUCCAACCAGUUUAUGUUCUUUGGUGUAACAAUUUAAUUCAGAACUGUGUUUGCUUU